AUGUUGAGACGAUCGCUCGGUGUAGCUGGACCCUCAGCUGCCACUCGGCAUACCUCGACUGUACGCAGGACUGCUACACGUGUCCGUCUCGGGUAUCAGCUCUGCCUAACAACACCAGAGCCCUCCUCGACAUUCACAGCCAGCUCGCCACUCCGAGGCUUGUCUAGUUCAGCGCUAGCUGCAAGAGGCAGUCCUAACAGCGGCUCUAUCAAGCGCCAAGCCAAGAAGGGGUCACAGUCCGGCUUUGUGGCGCGAUGGAGCCAAAAGGGCUCCACUUCGACCAAUGUCGGCGACCCAAGAGGGAAUGGUGGUCAGAACCAGCGCUUUGGCAACGGCAGGUUCCAGGGUAGAGCAAGUAGCGGCGUUCAGACCAAGAAUGUCGAUUUCUCUAUACCAGAGCCGCCUACAGCGCAAGAAGUGGCGAGAAAACUCGUCGAACGCAUCACAGCAUUGACCAAGGACCCUGAGUUGCCUCUGCAGCUGGUGGCUUACGGCAUCAAAGAUAGACCAGCGCAACUGCUGCUUCAAAGAUGUGAACAAGAAGAUGGUGCUCAGAGGUCAUCAAUGAAUAGAGCACGCGAAGCACCGACGCGAGCGGAGAAUGCGGUCACGGCAAUUAAGCUCUUCGAACUGUGGUCCGAGCAAGCAAAGGACUCGAUUCCAGAUCUGGCACUCAUACACGACACAGGCAAGCAUGCCCAUUCAGAGGUCUUUGCCUAUCUUGCUGAUGCGAUCUCCUCUUAUACGAUCGAAGGCGAGGAGUGUCUUGGUCGAUUCUGCGUCUCGGCCUUUCUGGAUUGGGUCGACCGCGGAUUUACACGUCUCGACCCUUCACCGAGUUUGACUGCAUCGGAAGCAGCUGAGAUCUGCGUGUCACGCUCACAGCUAUCGCUGCUGCGGUCGUGUAUGGAUCUUCGUUUUCCGACUCAUCAAUACCCGCGCGCGCGUACUCUGAUACGGAACAUCCACCUGCAUGUCGGCCCCACCAACUCAGGAAAGACGCAUGGUGCGCUCGUCGCUCUCUCCAAGGCGAGAACGGGCAUCUUUGCCGGUCCGCUGCGUCUGCUUGCACACGAAGUAUGGGAUCGGUUCAACAGCGGUACCGUGUCGCCUAAUGUGGCUGCGCGGGCGUGCAACUUGGUGACAGGAGAGGAAAAGAGGACUGUCGAUCCUCUCGCAGGCUUGAUCAGCUGCACAGUCGAGAUGGUUGCGACGACGCGUGCGGUCGACGUAGGCGUAAUCGACGAGAUUCAGAUGAUCGGCGAUGCACAACGUGGAUAUGCGUGGACGAAUGCGGUGCUCGGUUUGGCGGCAAAAGAGCUGCAUCUUUGCGGAGAGGCAUCCGUGAUCCCGCUCAUCGAGAAUAUUGCCAAGGCGUGCGGCGAUCAUCUCACCAUUCAUCGCUACGACCGACUAACACCGCUCAGCGUCGCCGACGAGUCUAUCCACAACGACCUCGGUCAAAUCCAAAAGGGAGACUGUGUUGUUGCAUUUUCGCGUUCGGGCAUCUUUGCACUCAAGAGCGACAUUGAGAAAAGGACAGGCUUGCGAUGUGCCGUCGCGUAUGGAGCUCUGCCGCCCGAAACCAAGGCGGAGCAGGCCAAGCUAUUUAACGAGGGCAAGCUCGACGUGAUGGUGGCGAGCGAUGCGAUUGGUAUGGGACUCAAUCUUCGCAUCAAACGAGUCGUGUUCGAUACGCUCACCAAAUGGAAUGGCAAGGAGGAGGUAACGCUGUCCGCAAGUCAGAUCAAGCAGAUUGCCGGUCGAGCAGGGCGGUACGGGACGCAGGACAAGGAGACCAACAAAGCAGAAUUGGGUGGACUUGUGACGACACGCCACGAACACGAGCUCGAGAUCCUGCGCGCAGCGCUCGCCUCGCCCUUGCUUCCGAUCACACGAGCGGCGAUUGAGCCUUCAUCCGAGACGCUGGGUCAGCUCAGUGCAAUGCUCCCCAGCGUCAAUGGUAAAUCGGGACCGCGGACCUUGUCGCAACUGUACGCAGACGUCGCUCUGCUCUCGCGCAUUGAUUCGACCAAUUUUUUCCUAUCGGACUUCAGCCAAAAACUCACCAUCUCGCCUCUGAUCGAAUCGGCAUCCAACGGAAUGCUCACCGUUGCCGAAAGGGAGACCUUUUCCAACGCCCCCGCCAACACCCGCGACGAGCGAGUCGUCGCAUUCCUCUGCAAGGCCGUUCGACAGUUCAGCCGUGGUGGAUUGGUCGACUUUGAUACGGCCGUAAAAGACCUCGGGAUGCUCGAAGUGGAGGAACAAGUUGUAUCCCUGCUGCAACAGGCUAUCGCCGCACGCGACCAUCUCGGCCACACUUGUGCCAAGCAAGAAGAGAAGGAAUUGGCCCUGUUUGCCUAUCUCGACAUGUCUUCUGGGAGCAAGGGAACCGACAGCAAUCGAGGCAGCGCAGCGCAUCCGCUGAUCAACAUCACCACGCUGCUCAUGUUGGAAUCGCUCCAUCGAUGUUACACGUUAUAUCUGUGGUUGAGCUUCCGUUUUCCACUGGCUUUCUGUGGUAGAGCCGAGGUGGAUGGACGCAAGAAAACGGCUGAAGAGGCGAUCGAUUUCGUACUGCAGGGAAUCAGGUUUGGUCGGGCCAAGCGAUUGCAGGCUAUGGGAAGGGAUCCUGCCAACAAGACAAAGAAGCUUGCUUCGACGCGGCGUUGA
Messenger RNA from Mycosarcoma maydis (corn smut), 2676 nucleotides. RefSeq names its product ATP-dependent RNA helicase SUV3. Gene Ontology annotation, cellular component: mitochondrial degradosome. Gene Ontology annotation, molecular function: ATP binding; hydrolase activity, acting on acid anhydrides; RNA helicase activity. Lineage: Eukaryota; Fungi; Basidiomycota; Ustilaginomycetes; Ustilaginales. Bases 1 to 2676 code for a protein of 891 amino acids. Gene Ontology annotation, biological process: mitochondrial RNA 3'-end processing; RNA catabolic process. The record is from RefSeq and is a predicted model, not a curated record. The transcript has a single exon.